CACAUCCACCACCAUCACCACAUCAACUGCUGCUGCUGCUGGCACAGAAAGACACGCUCAGGAGCCAUGCUGCUAAAUCGGCCACAGCUCUCCAAGGUCUUUGGCUGGUUCGUGGGCUACGGGAUUUGCUUCCUGCUGGUGCAGACGGCGAGGGACAUCAAGAUGUACGAGCGAGCGCAGUCCACCAGCUACCCCCACGGCCACCUCGACACAGACGAAGAGCCACUUCCCAUGGUCAUGAACCUGGAUUCUGACGUUCUGAGCCAUCAAGGCAUGGACAACUCAACGGCAGUAGCACUGCUCAAGAAAGUGAGGGUGCUGUGCUGGAUCGUCACGCACCCGAAGAAUGUCCAGGCCAAAGCUCGCCACGUCAAGGCCACCUGGGCCAAGCGCUGUGACCGCGUCCUCUUCAUGAGCUCGGAGGAGGACAAGGAGCUUGGGGCCAUCGGGCUCGGCACGGGGGAAGGCCGCGACAAGCUCUACUGGAAGACCAUCAAGGCGCUGUACUACAUAAAUGAGAACCACCUCGACGAUGCCGACUGGUUCCUCAAGGCCGACGACGACACCUACGUCAUCAUGGAGAACCUCAAGCUGCUGCUGGUGAGCUACUCCCCGUCGGAGCCCAUCUUCUUUGGGCGCAAGUUCAAGUACUUCGUGAAGCAGGGCUACAUGAGCGGGGGCGGCGGCUAUGCGAUGAGCAGGGAGGCCGUGCGCAAGUUCGUGGAGGCCUUCGAGACGGGCAAGUGCACGCACACCUCCACCAUCGAGGACGUGGAGGUGGCCAAGUGCCUCGAAAAGGUUGGCGUAGUGGCCGGAGAGUCCCUGGACAUGCACCGAAGGGAGACCUUCCACGGGGUGUUUCCCGAGGAGCUGCUGACCAAGAAACACGAGCAAAAAAACUUCUGGUACAGAGACUAUUCCUACCACCCCCUCGAGCUGGGUCCCCGGUGCUGUUCGGACUACUCGGCCACGUUCCACUACAUGUCUCCCACGUGGAUGUACACCUUCGAGUACUUCGCCUACCACCUGCGCCCCUAUGGAUACAGCCACCGUGUGCUGCCCAUCAACCGGACAGCCCAAUCGGUGCUCUUUGGCCGAAAUUCAGACUCCUCUUCUUCCCAGCUGAAGAGCCUACCAGUGGAUUCCAAGCUACGAUAGCUGCAAGCAAUGUUACAUCUAUACGCACAUAUAUAUAAAGAACUUUGUUUCAGACCCAUUGUUUAAUUUCCCCCCUUAAUUCAAUACGGAGAAUUGUUCGUGAGCUUGUAGCCAUUCUUCAAUUCAUCACUGUAAUUUUAUUCUCACGCCCUUGAUACACGCAUUGGAUUAAUGCAUGUAAACAUUAGGUAUUUGAACAUUGUGUGACUUGCCUGUGAAGAUUUUUAACCGCAGGCUAAUGAAGAAUGAAUAAGACUGAGCACGACAAAACAAGUGAGAAAAUGAGAGGAUGAAAAUGAGACGUGAAAACAAGGCAGACAGAAUAUGAUGCUUAAAUAUAAAUGACACCAAAAUCAUGGCAAGAUGAUCAACUCAACCUGCAAGGAGAAGAGAAUGAGAACCAUCUUUUGGAUAAUUGUUUACAAUUGUGUAUUUAUUUAUUUUGGUGGGCCGUGGUGCCAUGGCAGAGUGGCCGCUGUCUCAUUCGGAGAGUCUUGAGGUUAAGUCAGAGAUGGUGGUCAACUCGGCCCAUCAUUGUCUCCCUCGCCUGGUAUGAAGGAUGUUGUGGGUUCGUUCACGACCCUGACGUCUGCUGCUGUAUAUUUGGAGUUUGCAUGUCUCUCUCCCCGUGGUCACGUGGAUUUUUUUCUCUGGGUCCUCCGGUUUUUCCCUCCAUAUUUUUGAAACGUUCAUUUAGAUUACAGGUGUCCCUCCAUUUACAAAAGACACAUAAAACGAUAUUUCGUAAAUCGGAUUGGCUUUUCCCAUGAGUUUAAAACAAAAAAUAAACAUACAUAUUAAGAUGAUUAAAUAAGACGUUGAAUUUUUUAAAAAUCUUUUGUUAGGGAACUCGCCAAAAGCUCUGCAUAUUGGAAGGCCUGGAAACGUGAUGUGGAGUUGCGACUGUUGCACUUAAGAGGGUUCUGUGACGUCACGGACGGUUGAUGCAGCCUCCCACGUGCUUAUUGUUUCAUGGUCUCGUGGCAUGUGAAAUUUCAUUGCCGCGGAAAUUCGAUUUUGCUCAUAAUUUGUCAAUUGCGUUCAUGCUAAAUUUCGUAAACCGAACGUUUGUAAACCGAGGAAUACCGCAUUUGGCUGCUGCUAUAAACUUCCACUCAAUAAGCCACUUCGUUAAGCUAUCAAUUGUGGCUGGGCUUGCUUCUGAAAAAGAGCUGUAUAGCUCAGUGGGCUUCACCUGAUACAAUAAAUAGUUUAGUUUAUCACUCCAGCGGUCGUUAAAAAGAGCACCACUUUUGUGGGGUUUAGACAAUCAUCGUCCUGUGGAGGGGCUCUGGCCCACCAUAAAAAUGUGGAAUUUAUAUCACUGGCUUGGGCUGUACAUGGACACUCACUACUGUGUGUGGAUAAUUGUUUACGAAUGAGAUGGUUAAGCCAGAUAAUUGCGUCAGGAAUGGCGUGUUAGCUCUUUUCAUGGAUUUUCAUUGACGUUUUCAUUAAAUUUUCACCUAUGGCAAAAUCCCCCGAAAUGCACUUAAUUUCGUCAAACCGUAGAAGCUAAGCGGAAUAGAGUCUGGCUCGUGCUUGGAUGGGUGAUAACCAUGCACAAGCCGGAUGCCACAGGCAGCAACGAGUCUGUGCUACAUGGUGGUCAGCAGAGGGCAGUGCAUCAUUCUCCAUUGCUGACCUGUGGUGAUAUCAGAGGUCGCAACCGGGUACCCGAUACCCGUACCCUACCCGAUACCUGGCUACCCGUACCCGGCCGCACCAGGGUCGCAAACGGGUACCCGUACCCGGCCGGGUACGGGUAGGCCGUGAGUCACUGGUGAGUAACCGUUUGUCACUCAUUUCCCAACGUCUUGUCUCUUCUCACAAUUCAAGUUCCUAGAAUCAACCCACCCGCGCCUGAAACAUGGCUUCAUCCCAGAGGUCGCAAUCAGGUACCCGAUACCCGUACCC
Lethenteron reissneri (Far Eastern brook lamprey) is the source of this 3075-nucleotide messenger RNA. RefSeq names its product glycoprotein-N-acetylgalactosamine 3-beta-galactosyltransferase 1-like. Lineage: Eukaryota; Metazoa; Chordata; Hyperoartia; Petromyzontiformes; Petromyzontidae. Gene Ontology annotation, cellular component: membrane. The record is from RefSeq and is a predicted model, not a curated record. Gene Ontology annotation, molecular function: N-acetylgalactosaminide beta-1,3-galactosyltransferase activity.